AUCGAUAUUUUAGAGGUUUGGUGUAUGCUGUGUCUAACGACCGGUUCAGGUCUCUGGAUGCUCUGCUCAUGGAGCUCACAAGGUCCCUGUCGGACAAUGUCAACCUUCCCCAAGGAGUCCGGACGUUAUAUGCCUUGGAUGGAGGCAGGAGAAUCACCAGCCUGGAUGACUUAGUAGAGGGUGAGAGUUAUGUGUGUGCCUCAAAUGAGCCCUUCCGACGUGUGGACUACAACAAGAAUGUCAACCCCAACUGGUCGGUGGGCUGCAAGACCGGCACAUCACGUUCCCUCUCCUCUCUCAUCACGCUGAAGAACGAGCUGCAGCGUGAGUCCAAGGACUUCAUCAAACCCAAACUAGUCACAGUCAUCCGCAACGGUGUCAAACCCCGCAAGGCAGUACGGAUACUGCUCAACAAGAAGACAGCACACUCCUUCGACCAGGUGCUCACUGACAUCACAGAUGCAAUCAAGUUGGACUCUGGGGCUGUGAGGAGACUGUACACUUUGGAGGGCAAGCAGAUUAUCUGCCUACAGGACUUCUUUGGGGAUGAUGAUGUGUUUAUAGCGUGCGGCCCGGAGAAGCACCGCUAUGCUCAGGACGACUUUGUUUUGGAUCACAGUGGUAAGGCUUCCACAGCCUUUAUAACUGAAUGCAGAGCGCUAAAGACGUCGCACUGCCGCACUGCUACUCUGAACAGGACAGCUAAAAGCCCUGGACCUUCACGACGCAGCAAGUCCCCUGGUUCAGCAAGGCAACCUGUCAACCUCUCCACCAGUCAGUCUCCAAUCAAAUCCCCAGUAAACGGUGUCUCAAGCAGCCAGAUAUCAACUCCAAAGUCCACCAAGUCCUCCACUCCAUCUCCCACCAGCCCCCGACCCAUGCCUUGUUUUAAGAUCCCUCCGUCACAUCACAUCUUGUCCUCAAAUGUAAAUGGCUCAUUGAACAACCCCGAGGAGCAAACUAACCAACUGAGUCCAGAGGCAGUUAAUGGUAACCGCUAUCUGCCUGCCUCCACCAUCUUGGAAAAAUACAAGAUUGGCAAGGUCAUUGGAGAUGGCAACUUCGCUGUCGUCAAAGAAUGCGUGGAGAGGUCCACAGGAAAAGAGUUUGCACUGAAGAUCAUCGACAAGGCCAAGUGCACUGGAAAGGAGCACCUUAUAGAGAAUGAAGUCGCAGUGCUGCGGAAGGUGAAACACCCCAACAUCAUCAUGUUGAUAGAGGAGGUGGACACUCCCUCUGAACUCUACCUGGUUAUGGAGCUUGUAAAGGGAGGGGAUUUAUUCGAUGCCAUCACCUCCUCGGCCAAAUACACUGAGAGAGACGCCGGUGUCAUGGUGUAUAAUCUCGCUGGAGCUCUAAAGUACCUGCACAGCACAAACAUCGUCCACAGAGACAUUAAACCAGAGAACUUGCUGGUGUUCGAGUAUCCAGAUGGCACCAAGUCAUUGAAGUUGGGGGACUUUGGCUUGGCCACAGUGGUGGAAGGACCUUUGUAUACCGUAUGUGGAACUCCUACAUAUGUGGCUCCAGAAAUCAUCUCAGAGUCUGGUUAUGGUUUAAAGGUAGACAUCUGGGCUGCAGGUGUCAUCACAUACAUCCUUCUUUGUGGCUUUCCUCCAUUUAGGAGUGAGAAUAACCUGCAAGAGGAUCUGUUUGAACAGAUCCUUAUGGGGCGACUGGACUUUCCCAGUCCUUACUGGGAUAACAUCACUGACUCAGCCAAGGAGCUGAUAGGAAAGAUGCUGCAGGUCAACGCUGAGGCUCGAUACACAGCACAAGACAUCCUCUCCCACCCUUGGGUCACGGACGACGCAGUCAUAGAGAACAACAUGCAGAUGGAGGUCACAGGUGAACUGAAGACGCACUUUGACACUGCGCCCAAGCACAACAACACCACAGCUGCGGUGUCCGUCAUCCUGAGCACAGCUCUAGAUAAAGAGACCCUCCAGCUCACCAUCCAUCGUCGUCCUCAGCCCCAAACAGUGCCAUGUCCACCAUCGUCAGCUGGCAAGAAAGUCCCAACCAAACCAGCAUCUCCAACAAAGUCAGGACCAGCAUCUCCAACCAAACAGGCAUCCCAGGCCAAAGAACCCAAACCCACCAAGACCUCUCGUCUCAAGGCACCCAAGACCGCUGCGCCUGCUGUUCCUGAUGCCACACCCACUUCUAAUGCUCCCUGCUCACAUUCCCCAACUGACGCUGUUGAUGUAUCUCCUUCUGCCCCAAUAAGUUUGCUUUUCUCCCCUUUACCUUCUGCUGAAACUGUCCCCAUCACCUCUUUGCCUGUUUCCACCCCUCCUGAAACUACAUCACCCUUCGCCGCUCCCUUCUUUUCUCUCGAAGCUCACUCACUCUCUGGCCCUCCUGCUCUUUUAACCUGCAACACUCCCGUUAUACCCAUGUCAUGCCCUUCCCCAUCAUCUCCAACCAAACCAGCCCAAACCUCAUCUUCUCCCACCAACCCAGCCUCUCUUUCUCCCACCAAACGAGUCCCUUCCUCCUCUUCUAGCAAAAAGGCAACAUCCCCAUCAACUUCCCCUUCAAAACAACCUUCCCCCUCCCCAAUCUCCCCAAUCAAACCUGUCAUGUUCUUCCCUUUCUCUUCCCCAACCAAACAAAAACCUCCCUCCCCCUCUCCCAUCCAUCCAACGCUGUUUCCCUCUCCUCCCUCUACACCGCCCAGAUCCACGACCCCGCCCUGUCUCGCUGGCCCUCCAUCUCCUAGCCCCGAAGCUGAAGAGCUAAUGGAGGAGAUUUAAAUGGCAAUUCUGUAGCCAAUUUCUCCCCACACUCCUUCUCU
This is a messenger RNA of Etheostoma cragini (Arkansas darter), 2800 nucleotides long. It is a transcript of the gene dclk2a, whose product is annotated as doublecortin-like kinase 2a. Bases 69 to 2759 code for a protein of 896 amino acids. NCBI's taxonomy places the organism in Eukaryota, Metazoa, Chordata, Actinopteri, Perciformes, Percidae. Gene Ontology annotation, molecular function: protein kinase activity; ATP binding. Gene Ontology annotation, biological process: intracellular signal transduction; protein phosphorylation. The record is from RefSeq and is a predicted model, not a curated record. Gene Ontology annotation, cellular component: microtubule cytoskeleton. The transcript is spliced from 17 exons.